Tribolium castaneum (red flour beetle) is the source of this 1209-nucleotide messenger RNA. It is a transcript of the gene mRpL3, whose product is annotated as mitochondrial ribosomal protein L3. The record is from RefSeq and is a predicted model, not a curated record. The coding region runs from base 83 to 1150 and encodes 355 amino acids. Gene Ontology annotation, molecular function: structural constituent of ribosome. The transcript is spliced from 4 exons. NCBI's taxonomy places the organism in Eukaryota, Metazoa, Arthropoda, Insecta, Coleoptera, Tenebrionidae. Gene Ontology annotation, biological process: translation. Gene Ontology annotation, cellular component: mitochondrial large ribosomal subunit; ribosome.
GAUUGCCCAUAACCCCAAAAAAUUGUCAUACUUGUGGUUCUAACCUCAAAAAUGUUCUUUUAAGUGUAAUUAUUUUAAUAAAAUGGCUCUUGCAUUGUCUACCACCGUUAAGUUGUUAGAGGACAAGUUGCUCUCGUUGACCAUUUCUUGCAUGUCUGUGAGGGAGCGACAUAAAUUGAACCCUCCGCCAAAACUACGAAACCCGACUUGGUUUACUCAAAAAAAUCGAGUCUCGUUCACUGACCCCCUCACCACCGAAAACCAAGAGUUCCUGAAAGAGGUGGUUCAAGACCAAUGCAACAAUAUCUCAAGUGAAAAACCCAAAGAUUUAGAUGUAGUCUGGCGUCCGGGUCUGCAAAGGACCGGCGUGAUAGCGCGCAAAAUCGGGAUUUAUCCCAUGUGGUUAAAAAACGGUAAAAAAAUCUCGACCACAUUAUUACAAGUUUUGGACAACCAAGUCAUUAAAUAUUACACGCCUGAAAGUUACAAUCCUCCCCGACCACGUGCUGGGCGGGUUUCCAACAGAAAGGGGUGCCUCCUACUGGGGGCUGAACAAGGGGACCCGUCAGAGUUCACGCGGGAGUAUUGUGGAAUUUUUAAAGACUCGGGGGUUAUUCCGAAAAAAACAUUAGCUCGGUUUUUUGUCAGCCCUGAUGCGGCUCUACCUCCAGGCACCUCAAUUAGCGCUCUCCACUUCUGCGUUGGUAAUUAUGUGGACGUCCGGGGGCUCACAAUCGACCGCGGCUUCCAGGGUGUGAUGAAACGCCACGGUUUCAAAGGAAUGCCGGCAUCCCACGGUGUGACGAAAACUCACCGCCGUGGGGGUAACAUUGGAGGUGGUGGAGAGAAAGGUCGCGUGUGGCCUGGUACUAAGAUGCCAGGCCAUAUGGGCAACCGGUAUCGCAUACUUAGAGCACUCAAAAUUUGGAGGAUUAAUACCAAGUAUAAUGUCUUGUACGUGUCUGGACAGAAUAUUCCAGGAGCAACAAACUCAAUUGUGUAUAUUUAUGAUACAAAAGUUGUUACUAAACGACACACGGAACCAGUACCGUUUCCCACUUACUGGGGAGGAGAGGAGGUGCCCGAAAAUAUCUACGAUAAGGAAUUGCACGAAUUUGGAGAACCUUCAAUUGUUUUCAAAGAACAGUAAUAAUAAAUCUUGUAGAUUGUCUUAGUUUUUGAAAAAAUAAAGAUUAAGUUGAUACAGAA